This is a messenger RNA of Brassicogethes aeneus, 399 nucleotides long. The record is from the annotation of a GenBank genome assembly. Lineage: Eukaryota; Metazoa; Arthropoda; Insecta; Coleoptera; Nitidulidae.
AUGCAAGAUAGUAUAGUAGAAGAUUUAUCCCAGUCCGAUGCAUACUUUGAGGAUGGCCAACGAAAAGUUUAUUACAUAUUGGCCAUAACUAGAAUAAGUGCUUUUGAAAAUUACAAAGUCAUAAAUACGUAUAUAAGAAACUUACAAGUCGCUGGAUUGCAGUUUGAACAAUGCUAUGGAAUAACUGAACCUGUGGUUUUCGUUAAAGUUCAUUUACCAGAAGAAAUACUACUUUCUGUCCAAGAAAAAUAUUAUGCAUGGAAAGACACAUUGGUAACAAGCAAAGGCAAAAGGAAACGUCAGUUAAAAUGUGUAAAAUGGUUUAAAACAGCUUUACAUUACAGACAAGUUUUGGUAGGAGACUCCAAUUGUGGUACGGUCGUUUUUACAGAAAAAUAA